Fusarium proliferatum ET1 is the source of this 1857-nucleotide messenger RNA. RefSeq lists its product as uncharacterized. Bases 1 to 1857 code for a protein of 618 amino acids. The record is from RefSeq and is a predicted model, not a curated record. The transcript has 4 exons. NCBI's taxonomy places the organism in Eukaryota, Fungi, Ascomycota, Sordariomycetes, Hypocreales, Nectriaceae.
AUGGAACCAGUCGAAGGCCAGGGAAGCCCCCCCAAAGUCCUUGACAGACUCUUCAAAACUACAAAAACUUCCACUAUCCCCCAUCUCACAGAACUUCGCAAGGCCCUUGGCUACGGCAACCCAGGCCAAGAACAGGACAUCGCCUUUAAAAGGGCCAUCAGAGCCCAGAUCGAGUCCUUCGUAUCUCCUAGCACCAAACUACCUGCAUAUAAACUCACCAAGUGGAGGUUGCCUCUUCACCAGAGAGGACUCCAAGAGGUCACCAAAGACUUUCUCGAUACCAAGGGAAGGGGGCCUGAGUUCUGGCCUGCGAGGCAUAACUCUGUCAACACAAGGUGUCUUGAAUAUUCUAAAGACUCUUCUCGGAUACGUCGUCUCAUGAUCAAAGUCUUUUGGCGUGCAGCCCGAGAGUACAAGCGAAACAAACCCUCAAACUCUACCACCACCAAGCUACCAUCACAGCCUAGCGAUAGAGACACUUCACCAUUAAAGCCCCCGGACACGCCGAGUGACGACAAACACCAAGUCCUCAAUAACUCGCAUAUUAUCAAAGGCCAGAGUAUCGACAACCCUAUAGAUGUUGAGAGCAUGCAGUCCAGGACCAACACAUCAGGGCUGUCCACAGACGAUCCCUUUGCAGGCCAGGGAGUGAUUUUCAAUUUUAUUCUUGCACAACAACGACGAGAUACGCCAGAGGAAAGCUCGAGUUCUGAACCCUUUUCGUCUUCUCAAUUAGUCCCUGACACAGAGGGAAACAUGAUGCCUAUUCCCGAAGAAGCAGAGAGCGCGUCCAGGACAGACCUGUACGAAGUGCCUCCAAGCCCUCCAGGGGCCACUGAAACUGCACAUAUUAAUGGCAAGCGCCCGGUCGAGCCAGACUCCAAUGAUAUCAGCCGCCAGGCCAAAGUACCUAGACAAGACCCGAGCACGUCUGCGAAACCGACACGUCAGCCUCCAAAGAGCACUCGAGGUGGCAGAAAGACACAGAGCCUCCCUCCCAGAGUCCGAAGCUCUCAGCGGAAGAGCAAGCCAGUCUAUCGCCAGGGGGCUGCUACAGAAGAACAGAUUCAAGCUUUGGAGGACCCAACCCCAACUCCGUCACCUCCCCCAGCUGUAGUUGGACCUCAGGGCAGAAGAAAUGCGAGCCAAAGCAAACAGCCCUCAGCCACCACUAAUGAUUCCACCCCAAGAACUUCAGCCGUGGAUACACAAGGCCAGUCUCCAACCGAAGCUAUCAGAGCAGAGGUAGCUCGCCAGGCUGAAAGGCAGACUACAGAGGCAGCCAUAGCAGCGGGUGCAGACCAAGAACUAGAUGCCCGCGGUACGUCUAUCACUGGCCUCUCCGCCAAAGCUCAGGGAAAGCUACCUGAGGUGCCGGUCAGGCAGACCCCAACGGUUCAAGCUGGACCAAGUCGGGAGCGGGAGGCGGAGUCUACAGUGAGACCAGAGGGCAGUGCUAUGAGCCAACAAAGCAGCCGCCCUGGCAACCUGGAGCCUCAAGACACACAGCGACAAGGACCGAAUGGACGCGAAAUAGCCAUAGUCAUCAGAUCCGACAUUGCUAAUGGCGUUGACUUCAUGUCUUGGAAGCCGUCAUCUUUCUUAUUCCACAUGUCUCUUGCGGCUGUGGCUAGUGAGUUGGGCUUGAGGCACGGCCGAACCCUUCACAUGUCUCUCAGAGGCCGAACGUCCAACUUGUGUGAAAAAUUCGAGGCCGGCGACGAAGACGGAUUUGAGUCUUUCAAAGAUGAGUGCCUGGGAGUUAUUAUGCAGCGACAUUCUGGUGCUGGAUCUACUCCAGUGUUGCAGAGACAACAGUUCAGGAUUUACUUUUCUGAUAAGCCCAUUUCUAUCUGA